This is a messenger RNA of Grus americana (Whooping crane), 443 nucleotides long. RefSeq names its product pre-B lymphocyte protein 3-like. The record is from RefSeq and is a predicted model, not a curated record. The transcript is spliced from 2 exons. NCBI's taxonomy places the organism in Eukaryota, Metazoa, Chordata, Aves, Gruiformes, Gruidae. Gene Ontology annotation, biological process: immunoglobulin production; immune response. The coding region runs from base 66 to 443 and encodes 125 amino acids.
CAACUGGGGCUUGUGUAGCACCCCAGACCCUCUCCGACACGGCCUCCCUUCUUCUGCUUCCUACCAUGGCCCUGGGUUUCAUGGUCCUGCUCCUGGUGGGGACGGUGGGGACAGCUUCCAGGGCUCAGCCCGUGCUGACCCAGCCAUCCUCCGUGUCAGUGCUGCCCGGGCAGACUGCUCGGCUGUCCUGCACCCUGAGCCCCCAGUACAAUAUCAGCGAGUUCGGCAUCUCCUGGUACCAGCAGCGCCCGGGGCACUCCCUGAGGUAUCUGCUCUAUUACAACUCCGAGCAAGACAAGCACAAGCCCGCCAAGAUUCCCGACCGCUUCUCUGCUACCAAAGACCUCGCCAGCAAUGCCUGCAUCCUCAUCAUCGCAUCCGCCCGCCAUGAAGACAAUGGCAACUAUUACUGCUCCCUGUUACGCGCCUUCGACAGGUUUUAG